Messenger RNA from Tarenaya hassleriana, 2652 nucleotides. RefSeq names its product probable inactive receptor kinase At2g26730. Lineage: Eukaryota; Viridiplantae; Streptophyta; Magnoliopsida; Brassicales; Cleomaceae. Bases 257 to 2239 code for a protein of 660 amino acids. Gene Ontology annotation, biological process: protein phosphorylation. Gene Ontology annotation, molecular function: protein binding; protein kinase activity; ATP binding. The record is from RefSeq and is a predicted model, not a curated record. The transcript has 2 exons.
CCUCGUGAUAGCUUUGAUACCAUCUUCCAAUUCUCUUCUUACAAAACCUCACGAAGUCACAUUCUCACUCACAGACAGUGCUCUCUCUCUCUCUCUCUCUCUCCCCACUGCAGAUGGGUUCUCGCCGGAAAACCGAUUCUGGUUUCGCUUCUAACCCGUUUCACCGACAAUCUUGAACUAAACGAGAAAAAACCCGGUUUCUUCUUUAUUCAGUUUUCUCCUCGGUUUGUCCUUUACUGCCUGCGAGUAACCUACAAUGGCGGCCGUUCCCGGGUACCGUUUCGCGGUUUGGGGCUUUCUCUGGGUUCUUCUGCUGACUCAGCGAGUGAACUCGGAGCCUACUGAGGACAAGCAAGCGCUCCUAGCCUUCCUGCGGCAAAUCCCUCACGAGAAACGUCUUCAGUGGAACGAGUCCGACUCGGCCUGCAACUGGGUCGGCGUCGAGUGUGACGCGAGAAACUCCUCUGUCUACUCGCUUCGAUUACCCGGUGUCGGGUUGGUGGGUCGGAUCCCUACCGGGUCGCUCGGCCGUCUUAGCCAGCUCCGGGUGCUCAGUCUCCGAGCAAAUCGUCUUUCCGGCGAGAUCCCGGAGGAUUUCACUAACCUCACUCACCUCCGAAGCUUGUACUUGCAGAAUAACGAAUUUUCCGGCGCAUUUCCAGCGAGUAUUACUCGGUUGACUCGGCUGACUCGGCUCGAUAUCUCGUUUAACAACUUCACUGGGCACGUUCCUUUCGCGAUUAACAACCUCACUCACUUGACGGGGCUUUUCCUGGAAAAUAACCGAUUUUCUGGGAAUCUUCCGAGCAUCACCGUAGAUUUGGACGGCUUCAAUGUCUCCAACAACAACCUCAACGGCUCGAUCCCGUCGUCACUAUCCAAAUUCCCAGCCUCCUCGUUCGCCGGAAACCUAGAUCUCUGCGGUGGACCAUUAAAACCCUGCAACCCUUUCUUCGUCUCUCCAUCGCCUUCCCCGUCACUUGCUCCGCCGUCGAAUGUAUCCCGGAAAAAGUCAGGCAAGCUCUCCACGGCGGCGAUUGUAGCGAUCGCCGUCGGAAGCUCUCUCGGCGGUCUUCUCCUUCUUGCUCUCUUACUCCUCCUCUGCCUCAGAAACCGCCGUCGGGGAGCCGAAGAUCGAUCGAAACAGAGGAGACCCACGACGGCGACGGCGACGGCGGAGCCUCCGCCAGGGACAUCUUCGUCGAAGGAGGAAGCGGCGGGGACUUCGUCGGGACUCGGCGGCGAAGCAGAGAGGAACAAGCUCGUGUUCAUGGCGGGAGGAAUUUACAGCUUCGAUUUGGAGGAUCUACUGAGAGCUUCUGCAGAAGUUUUGGGGAAAGGAAGCGUUGGGACGUCGUAUAAGGCAGUGCUCGAGGAGGGCACGACAGUGGUGGUGAAGAGGUUGAAAGAUGUGACGGCGGCGAAGAAGGAGUUCGAAGCUCAGAUGGAUCUUGUCGGGAAAAUCAGUCACCCCAAUGUGCUUCCGUUGAGGGCUUAUUACUACUCCAAGGAUGAGAAGCUUCUUGUCUUCGAUUUCUUACCCACCGGAAGCUUGUCGGCUCUUCUUCACGGAAGCCGAGGAUCCGGGCGGACGCCGCUAGAUUGGGACAACCGUAUGAGAAUAGCCAUAACCACGGCCAGAGGCUUAGCUCACCUCCAUGUAUCGGCGAAACUGGUCCACGGAAACAUCAAAGCCUCCAACGUUCUCCUCCAUCCUAACCACGACGCCUGCGUCACUGACUUUGGACUUAACCCGUUGUUCAGCAACACAAACCCGCCUAACCGUUUGGCGGGUUACCGAGCUCCCGAGGUUCUCGAGAAUCGGAAAGUGACGUUCAAAUCAGACGUGUACAGCUUUGGCGUGUUACUGCUCGAACUCUUGACGGGUAAGUCGCCUAACCAGGCUUCACUUGGGGAAGAAGGCAUUGAUCUACCGAGAUGGGUUCAGUCAGUGGUUAGGGAAGAAUGGACGGCCGAGGUUUUCGACGUGGAGCUAAUGCGGUAUCACAACAUCGAGGAAGAGAUGGUUCAGCUUCUACAGAUAGCAAUGGCGUGUGUAUCGACAGUUCCUGAUCAAAGGCCUGCGAUGCAGGAAGUGUUGAGAAUGAUUGAGGAUGUGAACCGAAGCGAGACCACGGACGAAGGGUUAAGGCAAUCUUCCGAUGACCCGUCGAAGGGAUCGGAGGGUCAGACGCCACCGGGCGAAUCAAGGACUCCACCUCGCUCCGUCACGCCGUAGGGAACUCUCUGGUCUCAGAUGGGUUUUAGCGUCAGAAGAGGAAAAAAACGACAGGCUUUUCUUUUGUUUACUCCGAGAAAAGAAGAUUAGGAAACGACGUGGUGUGGGGUCUUGGUCCGGUGAAACGGAGAGCAGUGCAGAAAAAAGCAAAAAAAAAGGAGGGAUCAUGUGCAGGGUUUGGCAUCUCCGAAACGUUCUUUUUGUUAUUGAUUUUUAUUUUUUAUUCUUAAAAAAAUUGAAAUCUUUUGGCUUUUUUCCUUUUUAUAUUUUAAUUUUAAUUUGAAUUUGAAUUUUUAUUUUUCCUCCUUUUUGGUGUUGGGGUGUGUGGACAGGUUGUAAUCGGACCCAAUUGCUGAAUUUUCUUUUUCUUUUUUUUUUGUGUUUAAAAAAUACGAGAAAGAGCUGUCCAUUUG